UCUUUUCUUCCUUCCCAACAGGCGCGCACAGCCCAGCAAGCACCCACCCACCCAGAGAGGAAUAUUUUUCCUCUACUUCUUGAAUUAUUUUAUUCAAAUUAUUUAAUUCUCAUUAUCUUCAAAAUUCAAACAAGGAUAAAAUUAUAAGAGAGGAGCAUAGUUGUAACUCAAUUAUCAAAGGGAUAUUUCACAUUAGUAGUCUAGCACACAGCUCUUCUUGUGUACAGAGAAAAGGUAAUCCCUCUUCAUUUGUGCAAAUAGAUAGACAGAUAUAUCAGUGAAGCUGAAGCCUUCUGAAAAAUAUAAAGUGAACCCUAUUUCUACACUACAAAAAACCUAGCACAACCUACACUCCUUGUUACUAGCGUGAAACCAAGAAUCCAGCCCUUCAAUCUUUCCUCAUUGUUCAUUGAAAACCCACAUAUCCAACUUUCCCAAAAUCCAAUCUUUUAACCUGCAGAACAAACCAAACAUUAUAAGGCGAAGGAGCAAAAAAAAAGAAAAGCAUGAUUUGAUUCAUCAAGAUUCAGCCAAUGGGUUUAACCAGAAACCCCUCCAGAUUUCUCCCUCUUCUUCUCCUCAUUUUAACCUCUCUUCACCUCAUCCAUCCCUCCAAAUCUGCAGCUGACUUGACCAGCAUAGUGUACAAGGGCUGUGCAAAGCAGUCUUUAUCAGAUCCGACAGGGGUGUAUUCUCAAGCACUCUCCUCCUUGUAUGGCACCCUUCUCUCACAAUCCUCAAAGUCCAAGUUCUACAAGACUUCAACUGGCAGUGGGCAGUCUUCAAUAUCUGGCCUUUUCCAGUGCAGAGGUGAUUUAUCAAAUGUUGAUUGCUACAGCUGUGUGAGCAGGCUGCCCAUACUGAUAGACAAGCUCUGUGGUAAGCCUAUUGCAGCAAGAAUGCAGCUUUAUGGGUGCUACAUGCUGUAUGAGGUUGCAGGUUUUGCUCAGAUUUCUGGGAUGGAAAUGCUGUAUAAAAGCUGUAGUGGGACUAAUGUUGGUGGAGCUGGAUUUGAGGAGAAGAGGGAUACUGCUUUGAAUUCACUUGAAAAUGGGAUGAGUGGUGGAAUUGGUGGGUUUUUCACCACAAGUUAUGAGGCUGUUUAUGUGCUAGGGCAGUGCGAAGGUGAUGUGGGGGCUUCUGACUGUGUGGAGUGUGUGAAAAAUGCUGUCCAGAAAGCUCAGGUUGAGUGUGGGAGCUCCAUUUCUGGUCAAAUCUAUCUUCACAAGUGCUUCAUUAGCUAUAGCUUUUACCCUAAUGGGAUCCCCAAGAAAUCAUCUUCUGCUUCUUACUCAUCCUCUUCGUCAUCUUCAGGGGCAGGGCCCAAUACAGGAAAGACGGUGGCUAUCAUAGUAGGAGGGGCAGCAGGAGUAGGUUUUUUGGUCAUUUGCUUGCUCUUUGCAAGAGGUUUAUUGAAGAAAAAAGAUGGUAAAAAUUUACACUUUUCUUGAAUCUUGAAUCUUGUUUAUGAUGAUGUUUUUACUUUGCAGAUUACUAAGAGCUUCUGGGGCUCAGUAAACACCGACAAUUAUGCGAGGGCGGAGGCGUUUUUGUCUUUGAAAAUACUCCUACUACACAAACUAGAAAACCACUACUGGUGUUUUCCCUUCUUUUAAGGAAUGUGAAUUCCCAGGAACGUUGUUAAGUUUAAAAUCAAACUUACACUGUAGAUUUCAGUAGUCCAACUUGGUUUUUUAGCUUGUGUAGAUUUGUUGAUUUCAUUUUGUGGCUGCUAAAAAGUUAGGGAUAUUCCAACUAGGUAAGAAAUGUUUCUUAUCAGCAAUGGAGGGAAAUAUGAUAAUGUUUUGGUAGUGGAGAGAAUCAACUUGCUACUAACAGAUUUUGGCCUUUUAUUCCUUU
Messenger RNA from Salvia miltiorrhiza (redroot sage), 1860 nucleotides. Its product is annotated as plasmodesmata-located protein 2-like. Bases 534 to 1451 code for a protein of 305 amino acids. Gene Ontology annotation, cellular component: plasmodesma. Lineage: Eukaryota; Viridiplantae; Streptophyta; Magnoliopsida; Lamiales; Lamiaceae. The transcript has 2 exons. The record is from RefSeq and is a predicted model, not a curated record. Gene Ontology annotation, biological process: transport of virus in multicellular host; plasmodesmata-mediated intercellular transport.